Molecule: messenger RNA, 828 nt
Organism: Lachnellula hyalina
Lineage: Eukaryota; Fungi; Ascomycota; Leotiomycetes; Helotiales; Lachnaceae
Gene: RUK
Product: Serine/threonine-protein kinase
Exons: 2
Coding region: 1-828 (275 amino acids)
Biological process (GO): protein phosphorylation
Molecular function (GO): ATP binding; protein kinase activity
Source: RefSeq, a predicted model, not a curated record
AUGAAGCCCGCAGUAACAGACUCUCGGACUAAUUCAAUUCGGACAUGGUCACCUUUGCGAAAAGUGCCUCCAAGGACGGAAGAUUGGGAACUCACAUUCUCAAUCGUGAAGGCAAAAUCCAUUGGGCACGGCGGCUCGGGAACAGUGUUCGCAAUCGAUCAGUCCAAAGUCAUAAAGAUCUUCUCGGAAGAUACUUACGGCAAAAUGGACCUGAAACGAGAAAAGGAAAUUUUCGAAAUCCUUCAGAGUAGAGAGACUUCUAAGCUAGUAGUUACUUUCAAGUACCAGUGGACAUCUGGUCUGGUCCUAGAACGGCUUGAGUCAACUUUACGCCAGCGACUUGCAGGAAUUUUACCACCUUCUCAACCACCUCUGGCACUACAAUGGGUACAGGAGUGCAGUGCGGCUGUCAAGUUCAUCCAUAGCCACGAUGUAAUCCAUGGAGAUCUAGGAUGCCAGAACUUUUUAGUCGAUUCAAAUGGGCACAUCAAACUUUGCGACUUUGCUGGAUCAAAAUUGCGUGGCCUAGAUGCUUGGAUCUCAUAUGAGGUCCGCAGCCAACAUCCGACAUAUUCUGGUCAGCAGCCCACUAUUAAGACCGAAAUAUUUGCUCUUGGUUCGGUCUUUUUCGAGAUAUACACCAGUCGACCCCCCUUCCCUUUAGCAUCGAGCUUAAUAGUUCGUCAGAAGUUUUUGGCGGGCGAGUUCCCCAUCCAAGAAGUUUCUGACCCGGAUGUACGGCAUAUUAUUCAAUCUUGUUGGGCUGGAGAGUAUGAAAGUGUUUCUGAUGUCUGCUCUGCACUUGAACACAUGAGGGAAUUUCUCUAG